Messenger RNA from Aureobasidium uvarum, 1031 nucleotides. The record is from the annotation of a GenBank genome assembly. NCBI's taxonomy places the organism in Eukaryota, Fungi, Ascomycota, Dothideomycetes, Dothideales, Saccotheciaceae.
AUAUAUAUUCACCAAUGGCUGGCUCCGAGCUCACUACGAAAUUCCACGCAUUCCACCGGGAAGAUACAACAUACGCCUCGGAUAAUCUCUCCAUCGGAGUCAGUGUAUUCGUACCCAAGAGUGCUGGAAAAGGACAAAGACUACCAGUACUCGUAAGAUGGCAUGGCGGAGCAUUGAUCAAUGGCGGUAGAAGAGGAUUGAAUGAGCGUGCUACUAUUGUUCUCAAGAGCUUAUUGCGGAGAAAGUCUACUAACAUCGUCCCUCUAUUCUCAGGNAUUGUCGACCUUGCGGCCUUCCAUAAUGCAAUCAUUGUCGCUCCGGACUACCGUCUGUUGCCCGAAUCGUCUGGUCUUGAUAUAUUGUCCGACCUACAUAACUUCUAUGUCUGGCUUCAUAGCCAUCUUGAUUCUUUUUUGAUUGCUUCAAUUUCUCAGCAGACUCCGUCAGCCGAUCUCUCCGACAUCCUCAUCACAGGAGAAUCAGCAGGCGGCUACAUGGCCGUCCAAUCUGUGCUACUUGGAGAGACCAAAGGAAUCAAAGCUGUCAUCGCACAUUACCCUAUGAUUGACCUUGAAGACGCAUGGUACAGCAAACCCGGUCAAAAAGUCAUCUGGGGCCAAUCACCACCUUCAUACCCGGAUGGAUGGCUUGACCAGCAACUCGAAGUUGCAAAGUCUGCGAAGCCGAUCACCGAAAGGAUCCCUGUGGAAGGAGAGCCAGACCUAUUUGUCGCUUCAUUGUUGGAAGGGAGAUAUACAGAGAUUCUUGGUAGUGAUCCCAAGCUCUUUCCUCUCGAAAAUUUGGGAGCCUUGAAAGAGAACGGAGAAGCUUUGCCGCCAACGUGGAUGUUUCAUGGGGAGGAGGAUACAAUUAUACCAGUAGAUGGGACACUAAAGUUUGUGCAAGAAGCUCGGGGAGGCGUGAAAGAGACUCUUAUCCCGGGAGCAGAGCAUGGAUUCGAUAAUGAUAGUGUUGGAUUGGAGACAGAUUGGGUUGUAGAAGGAAGAGAGUGGUUGAAGACCUAUUGGCCC